Messenger RNA from Cotesia congregata, 1257 nucleotides. The record is from the annotation of a GenBank genome assembly. NCBI's taxonomy places the organism in Eukaryota, Metazoa, Arthropoda, Insecta, Hymenoptera, Braconidae.
AUGUUGAGAAUAGAAGAGAAGACGAUGGGCAAAGAGGUCAGAGGGAAGCUGUGUUCGGUGCAGAAAAAUCGAAGAAUUACGCGUGACGGUGGAGUUUCAUUCAUGCUUUUGCACGAGCGACAACAGCGACACGCCCUGGCCAAUAGACUAGUAUAUCCUUCCGGAAAACGUCAUUCAGGCACCGGUACUGGUGAAUCAGGGAAAUCAACAUUCAUAAAACAAAUGAGAAUUAUUCACGGUUCUGGUUAUUCGGACGAAGACAAAAGAGGCUUUAUCAAGCUUGUAUACCAAAAUAUAUUUAUGGCAAUGCAGUCAAUGAUAAGGGCGAUGGAUCUCCUUAAAAUUUCAUACGGUGAUAGCUCAAGUCAAGAAAAAGCAGAAUUAGUCAGGAGCGUAGAUUUUGAAACUGUGACGACAUUUGAAAGUCCGUAUGUAGAGGCUAUUAAGGAUCUGUGGGCAGAUUCUGGUAUUCAGGAAUGUUAUGAUCGACGACGAGAGUACCAACUUACGGAUUCUGCCAAAUACUACCUUAUGGAAAUAGACCGAGUGGCGGCACCAAAUUAUCUUCCAACAGAGCAGGACAUUCUGCGUGUGAGAGUGCCUACUACGGGCAUAAUUGAAUAUCCCUUUGACUUGGAAGAAAUUCGAUUUAGCUAUCUUUCUGACUUAGACAAUAUUAGUAAACCGGAAUAUCUUCCUUCCGAACAAGACAUUCUUCGAGCGAGAGCUCCUACAACUGGUAUUAUUGAAUAUCCUUUUGAUUUGGACAGCAUCAUAUUUAGGAUGGUAGACGUCGGUGGCCAGAGAUCGGAAAGAAGAAAAUGGAUUCAUUGUUUUGAAAACGUCACUUCAAUCAUAUUUUUAGUAGCUUUAAGUGAAUAUGAUCAAAUUUUGUUUGAAUCUGAGAAUGAGAAUCGAAUGGAAGAAAGUAAGGCGUUAUUUAAAACAAUUAUUACAUAUCCCUGGUUUCAACAUUCUUCAGUAAUUUUGUUUUUAAAUAAGAAGGAUCUGCUUGAAGAAAAAAUAAUGUACUCCCAUCUUGUCGAUUAUUUUCCCGAAUACGAUGGCCCACAAAGAGAAGCCAUUGCUGCUAGAGAAUUCAUUUUAAGGAUGUUUGUCGAUUUAAAUCCCGAUAGUGAAAAAAUUAUUUAUUCUCAUUUCACAUGCGCCACAGAUACCGAAAACAUAAGAUUUGUGUUCGCAGCUGUGAAAGAUACAAUUCUUCAAUUCAAUUUAAAGGAGUAUAAUUUGGUGUAG